AUGGCAGUCAAGCCACUCGUGUCUACUGCUGGCUGCUUAAAUAUCAGUGACCUUGCCAAGGCCAUCAAGCAGGAGCUCUCUCCGAAGCUCAACUCCUACUCCUCUGCUCAGCUUACCCUCCACAAGACAUCGGAUGAUACUGCUCUUGAACCUGAUCUUCCACUUGCGAGCAUUUCCACUGCUGGUCUGUCCGCCAAAUUACCUUUGAUUGUCAAGACUCUGGAACCCGCGCCGAAGUGCUGUCCUUUGGAUAGCUUUUCCAAAUAUCUUGUUGAAUCAAAUGAUGAUUUGAAACAGAUCCUCGAAGGAAAAGGCUCGGCUCUCUACCAGCUGUUCAAUCCCAAGGACAAGAUUAUCAAGUUCAAGCAGUUGAUCAAUGGAGAAAAGUACAAUGUAUAUUCUCGCUACGAACGGUCGUUUGCUGACGAAGUACGUUGGCAGCAGAAUGAAGACCAAGCUAUGGAGGAGGAAACUCACUUGGCCGUGAGGCGAUUCCUUGCUACCCAUCUUGGUCCUUCAGCUGUAGAUAUGCCAACGGACAUUAUGGCUGCAGACGGAAAAACCAUUGUCCAGGAGUGGAAUGCUGUCUUUAAAGAUGGCAAUGUCCUGUACUUAUGCGAGGCCAAGCAUAAUAUGACCGAUAAGCAAGUGAACAAGCUCCCUGCAAGAAUUCGCAAGUUCAAGGAGUUUCAAGCCAAUGCCCAGCCAGAAUUUCGAAAUGUCACAAAAUAUGCUGGGGUGUUGUGUGGUACGUUGUUUCCAGAGGAUAUUAGAAAGAAUGCACACCUUGGAUUCAUUUGUGUUUAUCCAUCAGGAUAUCGUUACGAUGUCAAAAAGCCGGAGGAUUUCAUCAUUGAACGUUAA
Molecule: messenger RNA, 864 nt
Organism: Batrachochytrium dendrobatidis JAM81
Lineage: Eukaryota; Fungi; Chytridiomycota; Chytridiomycetes; Rhizophydiales
Exons: 2
Coding region: 1-864 (287 amino acids)
Source: RefSeq, a predicted model, not a curated record